UCGGGCCCGAAUAUGAGCGAAACGAGUCUUGUAGCGUGGCAUAACAGAAGAACAGCAAUGUGGCAUCCGGGAUGCCCACAACGCCCAGACAAAAAGUCUAGCAUGUCCAAAUUAGUUUGUUGUUUUUUGCCUAGUUUGACAUCUUAUUCUAGUUUGACUCAUUCCUUGACUUCACCAAUUGGAUGACGGAGAGCUCUGGCGCAAAUAUGUAAACAAGGCACAGAGAAAGAGGAAUGCUGCUGUUACGUGGAAAAACAAAAUGACGAAAUGUUUGUUGAACUGUGGCAACAAUACCUCCUGCUGUUCCGGAGGACAACCCAGUGCUGCCAGUGUCGACAGCACCACCUGGUGUUCCGGAGACCUUAGGGCCGCCGCAAGCAUUGAUAACAGUGCCUGGUGUCCUGGAGAGCACCCCAGAGCCACUGCCAGUAUCAACAACACCAUUAGGUUCUCCAGAGAGCACGCUUGAGCUGGAGGGCAUUUAAGAAUUGCACACAGAAAAUCUAAACAAGACUAGAGAAUUUUUUUUAAUAGAUUUGAAGGUGGGUAAGCUAUAUCUACACAUUGUCAUCUGAUCUUUUAAAUCACAUAGAAACCUUUAAAAGUUUCUAUUGUUUCCUUUUAGAGUUUUUUUUAUUAUUAUUUUUUUUAUGUCAUCUAACGUUUAGUAUUGGUAUUUUGUUCCUGAAUGUGUGAUCACAAUAUAAAGGAUCACAAUGGUUUAGCUGGUUACAUGUGCCUGACUGCAGGCACAUUUAUUAGUUCUCUAAUAGGAUCUAAAGGUGUUCUAUACAGGAAAGUAGUGGUCACAAUUAGGGCCAAUUCCUAUUAGGAAGCAAAACUAUCAGGUUUUAGUUCUAUUGCUUGUUUUUUGUUGCUGUUUUUUUUUUCCAGCUGGCAAUAUUUACCUAAUUUAACCUAAAAAUUACUUCAUGUCAUAGCAAGCAGUUUUACUGAUUGUAUUCAAGUCAAAUACAUAAGUGUGUACAUAAACUCUACUUUCAAAACAGUAGUUCAGAUAAAAAGUAUUUUUUUCACCAAUGCAAAUCUCACAAACGCUUCAAAAAUAGAUUUGAUUUGCUGUACAUCGUGUAGUUCUGUACAUUGACACGGAGAACUACAGAGGAGCUACAGAUCAGACAGGAAAUUCGUAGACAGGAAAUGAUUCAUUCGACUAUUUACACAAAGCCUGGGUUUUACUUUCAACUUUGUUCGUGUGAAAAGUGUACGGAGUUCAAGUAUUUUGUGAAGAUUAAUCCUCGUCACAUUCAAACUCUCUUGUUAUCGGCGACGUCGUGAGCUACAUGUUUACAUUUAGCACGAUAGUUUUUCAACAUGGCGCCAGAAUACGCCCGAAGAAGAAACCUACGCCAAAGAAUCGUGAAAAAGUGACAGUUCGCUAAACUAAGUCAAAUUUCACAUUCCUCCAUGUUAUUUGUAAAAAGAAAGAAUGAAAAGCCCAUCCCUAAGAGUUAGCGUGUACAUAUUUGGGAUUCAUAUUAUUCUCACGUAUGGAUGUGGCCCAAGUGAAUAUCAGUCAGCAGCUGGAGAGUGCUGCCCCAUGUGUUCUAUAGGCCAGGUGGUCUAUAGAGACUGCGUUGGUGAUUCCAGUACAACAUGCAAGCCUUGCCUCAGUGGAACAUUCAUGAAUCAACCCAAUGGUUUUAACAGGUGUUUUCAGUGUAAAACCUGUGAUAAAGAACAAGGCCUUUAUGAUCUACAUGCUUGUACCACAAUAAGUAAUACAGUGUGUGGGGUCCUGGAUGGAUAUUACUGCAAAGAUAGAGAUGAAAACAAAGAAUGCACAUUUGCCUUGAAGCACAGGCAGUGUGAACCAGGAGAGGAAAUUAAAGUUCCAGGAACUAAAGACUCAGACACUGUGUGUGAGGUGUGCCCCCAUGGGUUUUAUUCUCCUCUGGGUAUAAACUGCACUAAAUGGACUGACUGUUCUGUCAAAGAUCAGAUCAAAGACAAAGAAGGCAGUUCUGUAAAAGAUGUUCAGUGCAAAGUGAAAACCAGGCAGAGACACGGCCUCAUAGCAGCUGCAGCUUUUCUAGUUGUAUGCACAGCAGUUUUAUAUUAUGUUAAUUACAAAUGUCCUGCAGUUAACAACACAGUUAAUAACACAGUUGUUAACAAUACAGCAUUAAAAAGUCCUAUAGAAGAAACAACACGACAUUCAUCAAAUUCACCAGAAGAAAACAGGGAAGAAGAUUUCACCUAGCCCUACAGUGGACUGCUGAAAAGGUCAUUUAUUCACAGAUGACUUGUGGGCACCAAUGCAAAACCAGAUUCAGGCAAAGGGGCUGGACUGAAAAAAUCACCAGAAUUUGUCAUUACAUAUGGAGUCUCUCACCAUCAUCGGCUAGGAGUUCAAAGUCCUGCAAUGUGGGCCGGGCAUAACCAGCAUAUUUUAACAGACUGAAAUAACAAAAUACGUUUCUGUGUGUAGCUGCAUGGAGGCAGCUUUUCAUUUUUCAGUACCAUUUUAACAGUAUUAACCAAAGUGUGUAUCUAAAUCUUAAUAUCUCAUCAUACAUUAUCCUUAAAUGAACAUUACCCAGAAUCUAGGCUGACUGAACCUUCACCAUUGCUUCCAAAUGACAACACCAGUUUUACUGUGUAGAACUGCACGACAAAAUGUACACUAAUGGGGGAGGGUCUCAGGACACUGCUGCCGCUCUAUAUAUCUUUGCACUAGCUACAGCAAAAUACCACAUCACCAUGGACUAUUAAAAGUAAUACUUUUUGUAUAAAGCAACUACUUCUAACUAAAAACUUUUUUUAAAGAUUUUUUUAUGCAUUCUAAUUUUUUUUGCAUUAAAAUUUUUUUAACAGGGUUUUCACCCAACUGUAUUCUUCUAUUGAUUUUGAAAGGUUUGUGUUUUUUUAAUUAAACAUUUAAUCAGUUUAAUUAAACAUUUAAACAAAAUGCACAAGGACAAACAUCGGGGGAGUGGUGUAAAGCACACCGCCACUAGACUUUGGAGCAGUGGAAACAUUCUGUGGAAUGAUGAAUCACGCUUCUGUAUCUGGCAGUCUGAUGGACGAGUCUGGAUUUGGCCAAUGCCAGGGGGAACGUCACCUGCCUGUCUACACCGUGCCAAGUGUAAAGUUUGAUGGAGGAGGAAUAAUGGGCUUGUUUUUCAGGGGUCUGCCUAGGCCCCUUAGUUCCACUGAGGGGAAAUAUUAAUGCUUCAGCAUAUCAAGACAUUUUAGGCAAUUGUACGCUUCCAAUUUGUGGGAACCGUUUGUGGAAGACCCUUUUCUGUUCCAGCAUGACUGUAACCCCGGGCCACAAAGCAAGGUCUAUAAAGACAUGGCUGGGUGAGUUUGGUGUGGAAGAACUUGACUGGCCUGCACAGAGCCCUGACCUUAACCCCAUCAAACACCUUUGGGAUGAACUAGAACAGAGACUGUGAGCCAGGCCCUCUUGUCCAACAUCAGUAUCUAAACUCACAAAAGCUCUUCUGGAUUCCCACAGACACACCACAAAACCUUUGCAGCGUUCGCAGAUAAGUGGAAGCUGUUAUAGCUGCAAAGGGGGGACCAACUCGAUAUAAAUGCCUAUGGAUUUAGAAUGGUAUGUCAUAAAAGCUCCUGUAGGUGUAAUGUGUAGGUGUCCCAAUACUUUUGUCUAACUAACAGAAACAGUGGAUUAACCAGUGCAGCGCAGAUCCUGAGGUGACACUGUGUCAGUGUUGUGUAACACUAAUGUAUAAUACAAGCCACUUCACUCUCUCCACUCUUAAAGUUAGCUUAAUAUGUGAACAUCCUUUUAUAUAUAGCAUCAUCUGCUUUCUUGACCGAUUUGUCUUCUGUACAGAAGUAUGUUUCAGUUUAGUAGUCAGACUGCAUUUAGAAACACAGAAGAUGAGCUUGAACCUUUCUUCAGCACUGUUUAUAUUAGUAUUGUGUGAGCACUGUAUUUUUUAAGGUAAGAAGUCUUUGUGCAGCUCUUGCUACAGUAGGCAUGAUCUAUACUCUGCAUAUAAACAUUUGUCAUUUUAUUGACAUUUGACACAACAUUACAGCCAUUAAGUAGCAUUGAUGUGUUUAAUGAAGCUUUGUGUCAUUUUAAUCUAGGAAUCCAUUCAAAAUUAGGCAAUAGACAUAAUUUUGUCGGUUGCCAGCAUUCACAAUCAUUUAGUUAGAACUAGGUGAAAAAUCUGUUUCCUUGGCAUUUUAGUCAGUCUGAGCUCUGGCAGAGUUCUUAGGGAGGUAAUCGAAAGGGAUUACUGGAUCUUGCCGGUAAUCUCUCACCAAAGUCUACAAUAUAUAAGCAGACAGUAUAGAAGUGCCUGGUCGAGGGGUUUUAAGGGUGAAACUUAUUACCUAAGCAUAACUUUAAUUCAGAUUAGCAUUUUAUGACUCAAUAAUAGUUAUGCAUCUGAGGAACAAAUAUUUGUGGUGGUGAUUGGGAACAAAAUUUUGAAAAAUAAACAUGGAGUAAUGGCUCAGAAUUAGAAUGUGUUCAAAAUGAAAUUAUCAUAUAGAAAUUACACAAUUUACCUCAUCCACCAGGCGUGUGCAUUUUGCAAACGUUAAAGUUAUUGAGUGCAAAGACAGACUGCUGCAUGUGGGAUAACAGGGCUUUAACCCCACACAAUGAGUGGCCUUUGUUAUAAUUUUAUUCAGCAAACUUCAUGGUAGUAACCUGCUAUAAACCAUGAGUGACUGUUGUAUUGAAAUAUAGUCCAAGGAAUCUGUAUUAAGCAUGUGACAGAGAAAAGAAGAGUGUUGUCUUCUACAAAUUAGCAUAUGUUGAAUAUGAAUUGUGACUAGUAAGAAGUCAGUUUUAGAUAUCUGAAACUGAAUUUAGUCAGUUUAACCUCACCUGUUCAUGCAGAAGUGAUAAGUCAACCUGGACUGCUUUUUGAAUGAGGCACAAUACAGAACAGAGAAUAUUUAUAUAUAUCAGCCUAAAAAAUAAGUAACAAAAAUAGCCUGUUUAAGGGAUAGCAAAAUUUCUUUCCUCCAAGAUAUUGCACGAUCAACUGUGAGUGGUAGUAUUGAAAAGCAUUUAGGAACCUCAGCCACGAAGUGUCAGACCACGUAAAGUUUCAGAGCGAGUGCUGAGGUGCAGAGUGCAUAAAAGUCACCAACACUGCCGACUCAGUAACUGCAGAGCUCCAAACCUCCUCUGGCUUCAACAUCAGCACAGAAACUGUGCAGCAAGAGCUUUAUGGCAUGGAUUUCCUUGGCCGAGCAACUGCAUGCAAGCCUUACAUCACCAAGCACAAUGCCAAGGUUCCAGGUGGGAACUAAUUAUGCCAAAUUUUUUAUUACAUCUUUUAGCACAAGACAUUGCCAAUACUAUGUAUUUUAACAUGUAAAAGAUAGUAUAUUGUGAUUCACAAUGACAUGCUCUUUCUUGUAUUGUUUUGCAUAUACCUUUGCUUUUUCUUGUUACUUUGUAGAUUUAUUUUUGAUACUGUUUACCAUUUGUUCAGGAUCCUUUAUCCUUAUGUUUGUAUGGUGUUUAUUACUAAUUUUACUUACUUUUUUCUUCAUUUUAGAUGCAGUCAUGAGGAAUCCAUCUUCACAAACUGCAAGUGACAGAGAACUUAACCAGAGAUGUUCACAUCUGUUAAGAGUUGAGUAUAUAUAUAGCAGGUAGGAUUCAGAUGUUCAUUCACUUCAUGUCUCUCUCUCCCACACAUACUCUACGUAUAUCCUCACUGGCCAUUUUUACGGUACUCCUAACUUACAGACUGUAGUCCAUCUGUUUCUCUGUAUACAUUGUGGCCCCCUGUUUCUCCCUUUUUUACCAGAGGGCUACCACAGAGCAGGUAUUAUUAAAGGAUCAUUCUCAGCACUGCAGUAACACUGACAUGGUGGUAGUGUGUUAGUGUGUGUUGUGAUUAGAC
Messenger RNA from Colossoma macropomum (tambaqui), 5870 nucleotides. RefSeq names its product tumor necrosis factor receptor superfamily member 14. The record is from RefSeq and is a predicted model, not a curated record. Gene Ontology annotation, biological process: defense response to Gram-positive bacterium; positive regulation of cytokine production involved in immune response; defense response to Gram-negative bacterium. The transcript has 9 exons. Gene Ontology annotation, molecular function: protein binding. The coding region runs from base 1451 to 2224 and encodes 257 amino acids. Gene Ontology annotation, cellular component: external side of plasma membrane. Lineage: Eukaryota; Metazoa; Chordata; Actinopteri; Characiformes; Serrasalmidae.